AUAAUGGCAACAUCUUCUAAUAGCUCUACAUCAUCAAAAGAACGUCAAAAGCAACUUAGUCGUGAGUGCCAAAAAUGGUUUAGAAAUAAGAAUAAAUCUACUGAUACUUUUGAAGAACUUCAAAAUUUACUUAAUACCAAAGUUCUUAUAAUUGUAGUUAAAACUGGUAAAACUCCUAUUAUAGAUACUGAUUCUGGUUCUGAUUCUAAUGAUCUUUCACCUUUACCUAAUACUGAAGUUCCUACAAUUACUAAUUUUGAGUUUAUUAAUACUCAAAGUAAUCAGACUUCUUACUGUGAUAAAACCAAACAUUAUAAUAUGGGUAGAAUGGAUCAAACCUGUCGAUAUUGUAAAGCUAAGUUUUGGAUAAUUGAAAAAGAUCAAAAUAGUGGGUAUGCCGCUUUGAGAUUUCCUCUUUGUUGUGCUAAUAGCAAAGUGCAAUUAUUACCUUUACUUGAAUCUCCACACUAUCUACUAAAUCUUUAUACUUCAACUAAUUCUAAUGCAGUUGAGUUUCGCAAACAUGCUAGAAGUUAUAAUAGUGUCUUGGCUUGCACAUCUUUUGGUACUAAAGUAAAUAAUCAAUUUUUAGGACAUAGUAUAUCAAAUUUUCAGAUUCAUGGUCAAGUUUAUUAUUUAAUUGGAUCAUUAUUACCAAAUGAAGGUCAUAUACCAGCAUUUGCUCAAAUAUAUAUUUAUGAUACUGCAAAUAAAAUUACAAAUCAUCAUAAUGUAAUGCAGGAAUUAAAUAAAAAUAUUUUACAGAUAAGAAAUAUUAUACGUGAUAAUGCAACUACUGAAAUUUCAAUGAUAAUUCGUGGUGAUAGAAAUCAAGAUAUUCGUUGUUAUAAUGCUCUAUCAGCUCCUGAUGUAGCUGCAAUAAUAGUAGGUGAUGGUCAUAAGGUAAAUCCAACAAAUCAAGACAUUCUUCUUAGAACACAUGAUGGAAAUUUGCAAAAAAUAGCAGAAAUUUAUCCUUCAUAUAAUCCACUUAACUAUGUAUUAUUAUUUCCUAAAGGUGAUGAUGAGUGGUACACAAAUAUACUACUUAUAAAUGCUUUAAAAAGAGAAAGAGUAACAACUAUGCAAUUUUAUGCUUAUAGAUUACAAAUUAAAGAUGGUGAUUGGAUACAGUAUGCUGGCCAUUUAUAUCAACAAUAUAUUGUUGAUCA
Molecule: messenger RNA, 1172 nt
Organism: Dentiscutata erythropus
Lineage: Eukaryota; Fungi; Glomeromycota; Glomeromycetes; Diversisporales; Gigasporaceae
Source: the annotation of a GenBank genome assembly